AUGAAUCAUUUGCUCCCGUCGAAUGGUCAGGUUCCCUCCAACCCGGGCUCUCGACAUCCCCAUUCUCCUAGCCCAACAGAGACGCUUUCUUCAAGCCCUGGAGGUGUUUCUUAUACCAGCUCUCCUGGAGGCUGCUACGAUUUGUCUACCUCGGGGCCAACGAUUCCUCUCCAACGUCUCAGAUAUGCAAGCCAAUGGGGGGUAGAAUCGAUCCCUCACGGCUCCGAACUUAAUUCGUCUCAGACACCACCAGAAUUCGGGAGUGACGACCAGUUUGUUUCUUUUUGCAAUAACCAGACGACACUGGAUGUGCCUCCAUAUCUGAUGAGAUCCUGCUCCGACGGGGGACACUUCACGUCUGAGCUACGGCCGUUUCAAGAAUCCCAAGACAUAUCCGAAUGGUUUACUGGAUCUUGUACUCCACGAUUGGAGAAACCGGCGACCGUUUUCUAUACAACGACCGUGAGCCCGCCGCCACCGUCCUUCUCACCCUCUUCUUGCCAAUCCCUGAAGUUCAGCGAUGUCGGUACAUCAGAUAUGAAAGCUAUGCCUGAGGCUGAUGAACACCAAACGGGCUCAGGCACCGACGAGGAUUCAAAUGCAGACCCCCCGUAUUCACUUCUUAUUUACCAAGCGCUCAGAUCUGCCCCUGGAAUGAAAUUACCUCUCCAGGGGAUUUACAGCUGGUUUGAGAAGAACACAGCGAAGGGGAAGGAUCAGAAUUCAAAGGGCUGGCAGAAUAGCAUUAGACAUAAUUUGUCUAUGAACGCAGGGUUUGAGGCUGUUAGACAAGAGUCUGCUAAAGGCAAAAAGGCUGUGAACUUUUGGAGACUCACUGAAGAAGCUGCGAAGAACGGCAUUCAAUCUACUACGCGCUUCAGAAAAGCGAAUUGCAAGAAGACCACAGGUUCUGAUCCACCAGUUACCUCUCAACGCCAACGCUCAGGGGCAAAGGGAAGUAAAGCAAUGAAAAAUGCGCCCGUGAAACAUCGGAAUGACGAACCUCGAAAGGAGCCAUAUCCUCAGCGACCCGCGUCUCGCCGACAGCAGCAGCAGCAGCAGCAAGGGGAGGUUGUUUACCCACAACACCAGGCGGCGGCUUCACAAUUCCAUGUUCCCACACCACUUCAAUGUUCUCCGAUUGAAACCUUCGAUCUGGGAAGCAUCGUUGGCUGUGCAGAACCACCUGCAUGUCUGCCCGUCUUUUGUGAUCUUACCCCUUGGGUUGAAGUGGACUGUCUAGCUCCUUUCGACAAUGGCAUUCUUGGAUGGUGUGGUCUUCACACAGCUCCAGGCAAUAACGGAUUCCUGACAUGCUCCGAUACCUCGGGGGAUUUUCAGAUGAGUGUAUAG
Messenger RNA from Monascus purpureus, 1353 nucleotides. Lineage: Eukaryota; Fungi; Ascomycota; Eurotiomycetes; Eurotiales; Aspergillaceae. The record is from the annotation of a GenBank genome assembly.